Penicillium antarcticum is the source of this 843-nucleotide messenger RNA. It is a transcript of the gene rrg9, whose product is annotated as mitochondrial ribosome assembly protein RRG9. The transcript has a single exon. Gene Ontology annotation, cellular component: nucleus. The coding region runs from base 1 to 843 and encodes 280 amino acids. The record is from RefSeq and is a predicted model, not a curated record. Lineage: Eukaryota; Fungi; Ascomycota; Eurotiomycetes; Eurotiales; Aspergillaceae.
AUGGUGGUCACUUGCGCUGCAUCGGCAAAGCUGGCUUUGCCGGCCCUUAUGCAUAAUGUUUUUCGAUCCCAGUUCGCCAGUGACUUGGCCUCUUCGACAAUCCCUUACCGUUUCGCCUCUCGCCCUCCCUUUUCCUCCCAGAAUCAACGACCAUUCAGCUCGAUCACAUACUUGCGCGAUCCCCAAAGUGAGCAAUCAGCGCAGAUAAUACCCGAGUCUCCGGUCACCAACGCCUCCACACCUUCCGACAAGCCAAGAAAGCAAUUUUCUGGCGCCCCGCGCAACAAGAAUGGAUGGAAGCCGAUGAAGAGUCACCCAAGAAAACCAGAGAAUGAAUACAAGAGAAGCGACAGAGAGCGCAAGGCAUUCCGUACAGAGACCCGCAAAGAAGCCCGUAAGGAAGACCGAAAAGAUUCCGGGAAGGACUCGCACGGGAACAAAGAUUCAAAGUCGGCAUCAAGUGGAAAGAAAAAGAAGGAGACUUGGCAAGUCCAAAAAGCCGCACUGGAAAAGAAGUUCCCCCAGGGUUGGAAUCCACCUAAGAAGCUUUCUCCUGAUGCGCUCGAUGGAAUUCGUCAUCUACAUGCGAAAGCUCCUGAGCAAUUCACAACGCCUGUGCUCGCAAAAGAAUUUGAGGUUUCUCCGGAAGCUAUUCGUCGAAUUUUGAAGAGCAGAUGGCAGCCAUCAGAGGACGAGCAGGAGAGCCGGCGCCAGCGAUGGGAGAAGCGACACGACCGAAUCUGGAGUCGUAUGGCUGAGCUUGGUCUCCGUCCUGAGACCAAGCGUACAAAGUCCAUCUCGGAUGCUCGAGUGUUGUAUGGCGACGAGAGCGGACGCAAGUAG